AUGGCUUCGACACAGCAAAAGAGCCUGAUCCACACGGCAGGUUGUUUGGUUAUCGGUGACGAAGUCCUUGGAGGCAAGACAGUCGAUACGAACUCGGCGUACUUUGCCAAAUUCUGCUUCUCAUUGGGCAUCAACUUGCGCCGCAUCGAAGUCAUUGCAGAUGAUGAAGGCGAGAUUGUAGAAGCCGUGCAACGCAUGUCCAAGAACUACGACAUGGUGGUGACGAGUGGCGGAAUUGGUCCUACUCACGACGACAUCACUUACCAGUCAAUAGCCAAGGCCUUUGGCCUCCCGUUGAAGUUACACGAUGCGGCGUUUGAACGUAUGAAGCGCCUCUCGAAGCCGCACAAGUCUCAGCCAAACUUUGACUGGAACGUCGAGUCUGCAGCGCUUACAGCAAAGAAGCGCAUGGUUGAACUGCCUAUUGAUGAAUCCAAGCCAGAUGAAGAUCAGGUUAUUUUCGUCAGCGAGUCGCUUUGGGUUCCCGUUAGCGUCGUGAACGGUAACGUGCACAUUCUGCCCGGAGUGCCUCGCCUCUUUGAAGCGAUGCUAGACGGACUAAAGCCCCGCAUCCUACCUAGAUUGACGGAUCCAGAGGGUAAAGGCGUGUUGCGGAUCCUCAUCUCGACUCCGAUGGCCGAGAGCGCCGUUGCUGGAUAUCUGACCGAGCUCGCUGCCAAGGCGGAGCCAAAAGGGGUCAAGGUGGGAAGCUACCCACGAUGGGGAAAGGACCACAACACUGUGACGCUAGUUGGACGCGAUCGCGACUUCAUGGAGAGCUUAGUUCCUGAAGUAGAGACGGCUGUUCAGGGGAGGCGCGUAGCUGUAGAAGGCGAGGACGACGGAGAGACGUCUGACAAGGACUCAUAG
Messenger RNA from Alternaria postmessia, 870 nucleotides. RefSeq lists its product as uncharacterized. The record is from RefSeq and is a predicted model, not a curated record. Bases 1 to 870 code for a protein of 289 amino acids. NCBI's taxonomy places the organism in Eukaryota, Fungi, Ascomycota, Dothideomycetes, Pleosporales, Pleosporaceae. The transcript has 4 exons.